Zingiber officinale is the source of this 1648-nucleotide messenger RNA. RefSeq names its product exosome complex exonuclease RRP46 homolog. The coding region runs from base 503 to 1243 and encodes 246 amino acids. The record is from RefSeq and is a predicted model, not a curated record. Gene Ontology annotation, cellular component: nucleolus; cytoplasmic exosome (RNase complex); nuclear exosome (RNase complex). The transcript has 11 exons. NCBI's taxonomy places the organism in Eukaryota, Viridiplantae, Streptophyta, Magnoliopsida, Zingiberales, Zingiberaceae. Gene Ontology annotation, biological process: rRNA catabolic process; U4 snRNA 3'-end processing; poly(A)-dependent snoRNA 3'-end processing.
UAUAUUUUCUCCGAUCGGGUUUUUUCUCCUCCUCACACGCGACGCCGUUCUUCUCUCGGGCGGAAACACGAAGGAGUUAGGGUUUCCUCCCUCAGGCGGCCGGCGAAGGUUUUUCCAGCCGAUCUUCACUCAACCGUGACCCUCUCGUCGUGGAGAGCACGCGGACCCGAAGGAGACGCCGAGACCUUCACCUCUCCGAACCCUAGAGUUCUUCCCCUUCCGGUUGUAAGUCCUAAAAGCAAGGGCCUCCCCACCCGACCUACCGUGGUCGUCGAAUCGCUGCCGUCGCUCUCAGUUCCUCACGAGUCCCUCGGAGGUGUCGUGUCGCCGCUCAUCUUUACCAAAUCCUGCGGCGAUCGGUGUUCCAAGCUUCCUACAUUCUGAAUCGUUUGAGCAACAAAUCAGUGAAUAAAUUUUUAGGCAGCGCUGCUGUUGACGUUUAAUUCCCUUAGCCUCACUCGAGAGAAGACUGUGCUGUAUUUCUUCUUACUUUUAAAAGUUGAUGGCACCGAUGGAGGUGGAUAGGGCAGAUGGGCGUACUUCCAAUCAGCUGAGGCCACUGUCUUGCACUCGAAACGUCCUCCAUCGAGCCCAUGGCUCCGCUCGCUGGUCACAAGGUGAUACAAUCGUGUUGGCUGCAGUAUUUGGACCAAAAGCUGGAACUAAGAAGGAAGAAAACCCUGAGAAGGCUUCUAUUGAAGUUAUAUGGAAACCUAAAACUGGUCUGAUAGGAAAAGUGGAAAAGGAAUAUGAGAUGAUUCUGAAGAGAACUUUGCAAAGUGUAUGCUUGUUGACUAUCCAUCCAAAUACGACAACCUCUGUCAUUGUUCAGGUUGUUGGAGAUGAUGGUGCUCUUCUCCCUUGUGCCAUAAAUGCAUCUUGUGCGGCACUUGCAGACGCUGGUAUCCCUUUAAAGUAUCUAGCUGUGGCUAUUUGUUGUGGUUUGACAGGGAGUCGAUCUGUAAUUCUAGAUCCUACAAAGAUAGAAGAGAAGAAAAUUCUAGCAUUUGCGUAUUUGGUAUUUCCAAAUUCUCCAAUAUCAGUCCUUCCCAAAGGUUCAUUGACAGAGGAUAGUGAACCGAUUGAGGCUGGGAUUAUUACAUCUGUAACUCAUGGGGCGAUGCCAGUGGUCGACUAUUUCAAUUGCCUUGAUCGGGGUUACGCUGCAUGCGCAAAGAUAUCAGAGUUUCUUAGGAGAAGCAUGGAGUCACAAGCCCCUAGUGAUCUGACAAAGACUACGUAGUGUUGGGGUUCGUACAUUACUUGAAACAAAAUUUUCUAUUGAAUUCACUGCAGAGUAGAGCGUAUAAGGUAAUCUUCCGUUUAGCGUGUUUGCAAUUCCCUUGAAGCUGGUACCUUGACAAUGAUGAUUAUGGGUGGGUUAUGUUGUACUUUCAGCGGGUUGUGAUGUAACUUUCAGCAAAUAGUCAGUUGGCAGACACGAUUGUUUGCAGAGAUAUUUGCUUCAGACUUCACAGCGGUUGGCAAAAAAUAUAUCCGUUUCUUCUGUGAGAUGCUGCUCAAUGCAAGAGUCUAUUUUCACUGCGUUCACUCUAUACUCUGACUUGUUCACACAAUUUGCUUGGUUCACUCAAGUAUAUAUUUGACCAACCCAUACAAUUUAUCUUUGAUUUACCAAGUCCUUUCA